GCCCCGGAUGUGGGCGCGGCUCUGAGGUAGACCUGAGAGAGCCUGCACUGUGGUCGUUUGAAGCGGCGAAAUUGAGGUCUCUUUUUCUUGACUAUCAUGUGAUGGCUUCUGGAUUUAAUGGGGGAAGAAGUGUGGAAAAGGCCAAGGAUCCAAACUGGCGAAUUUCCUGAUCUUCGAGCCCCUGUCCGCUCUCCAGACAGCGGAACUGCCGGGGUAUAUUUUCCUUUUUUCGACCCUGCAACAGCUUCUUUAAACUGUUUAAAUGAGAAUGUCCUUGGCUCAGAGAGUACUACUCACCUGGCUUUUCACAUUACUCUUCUUGAUCAUGUUGGUGUUGAAGCUGGAUGAGAAGGCACCUUGGAACUGGUUCCUCAUAUUUAUUCCAGUCUGGAUAUUUGAUACUAUCCUUCUUGUCAUGCUGAUUGUGAAAAUGGCUGGGCGAUGUAAGUCUGGCUUUGACCCUCGACAUGGAUCACACAAUAUUAAAAAAAAAGCCUGGUACCUCAUUGCAAUGUUACUUAAAUUAGCCUUCUGUCUUGCACUCUGUGCUAAACUGGAACAGUUUACUACCAUGAAUCUGUCCUAUGUCUUCAUUCCUUUAUGGGCCUUGCUGGCUGGGGCUUUGAUAGAGCUUGGAUAUAAUGUCUUUUUUGUGAGAGACUGACUUCUAAGGACAUCAGAUCAUUUUAUUGCUGAUCAGCAAGCUAUUAUUAAAGUGUACUGAAUCUUUGCAAGCUUGAAGAAUGCCAGAGAACUGAGAAAAAUACCAAAUGUAAUUUUAUACUGCUUCCAUUAAAAUAAUCUUGGUGACUUCUAGUUGACCCAAAACCUGAUUAUUCCGUAUUUGAGUUAUUAAUACCCUUAUUGUCCUAUAUGAAUAAAGUUUGUUUUGGAUCUUA
Molecule: messenger RNA, 899 nt
Organism: Cervus elaphus (red deer)
Lineage: Eukaryota; Metazoa; Chordata; Mammalia; Artiodactyla; Cervidae
Gene: TMEM60
Product: transmembrane protein 60
Exons: 2
Coding region: 263-664 (133 amino acids)
Source: RefSeq, a predicted model, not a curated record